UUCUUCCCCAUUCCACCCUUUGUUUCCUUCUUUCCCACCAUAAUCCCGAAACUUAAUCACAAGUUUAGAGCUAUAAGCAUGGAUAAACUCCUAAUCCGACCCCUAAUCGCGGUCCUAAUCUCGUUGUUGAUCCCCGCCAGGUCCUACCGACGAAAAUCACUCGACCCCUCAGGGCCCAGGGGCAAUCGCGGGUUUUGCCGUCAUGACCAUCCACAUUGCCGUCGGAUACAGAUACGGAUCUCUUCUGCUGGUGUUCUUCUUCACAUCGUCGAAGCUGACGAAGGUCGGGGAAGACAAGAAGCGGCGCGUCGAUGCCGACUUCAGAGAGGGUGGGCAGAGGAAUUGGGUGCAGGUCUUAUCCAACAGUGGGAUUGCGUCCAUCUUGGUUCCGGUUCUCUGGGCAAAAUCGGGAUUGCAGGAGAAAUGGUUGGACUCGGACGACUCGUUUCUUGUUACAUCGCUUGUUGGUGGGGCUAUUGGUCACUAUGCUUGUAGCAAUGGCGACACUUGGUCUUCUGGGCUGGGAGUGCCCAGCCUCGAUUGAUUACGACUCUCAAGGUUUGUAUGAUCAGCUCGAUUUUAGCAUUUUGUCACUUGGGUUAAGCUAGAUUUUUGAAAAGUUUCAAUUUUUUUUCUUUCCCAAUCUUGUUCCGCUUUGCUGCAUGUGCCCGCAUUUCUAUUGAUAUUUUGAGCUGGAGAAACUUACAUAACGGGAUGUUAUUGUGGCGGUAUUUAAAUCUAAUAACUCACAAUCAUUUUGGAAAGUUAAAAUGAAUGGCUAAGCGUGAUUGAGCUGCGUUACCUACCUGGCAUCCCGGUGUAGGUAAAUUUCUCAUUCGUACUUAAUAAUCAAAGUCUUGGCUAGAAAACGUUUCCUUAAACUCGAUAAAUAGUUCAAUUAUCAUAUGAACACACAAACAUAUGUAUCAUUAUUUUUUUCGCAGUUCCCUGUCGUCUCACAUCUUUCUUUUAAAAGCCUAGUUACGUUCGUGCCGUUGCUUAUGAGUGUUAAUUGUGCAUCUUUUUAUUCUUUGAACUGCUCUAAAGAAUACCGAUCGCCUUAUAGACUAAGGGUAUCAAGUAUUUGUUCUGUCAUGAUUGGGAUUUAUAGAGUUUUGGGGAAUGUAUUGGUCAAGCUUGAACAAAAUGAAAUUAUCUGGCUGCUUGAAUACGUAGACUAUGGAUACUAUUUUGGGUUUCCACAUUGUAUUGGCAGCCUGUUCAGAAGGGUACCAAUGGCGGAGUUACAAAAGCGGGACUACUGGCAGCUACAGGCGCUGUUAUCGGACUGACAUUUGUGGUUUUUGGAUUUCUCACUACAAAAUGCGCAUAUGAUGUAGCACUGAAGCAGUUGUUGGUGAUACCUAUUUCUACUCCUGACGAAAAUCACUCGACCCCUCAGGGGCAAUCGCGGGUUUUGCCGUCAUGACCAUCCACAUUGCCGUCGGAUACAGAUACAGAUCUCUGCUGCUGGUGUUCUUCUUCACAUCGUCGAAGCUGACCAAGGUCGGGGAGGACAAGAAGCGGCGUGUCGAUGCCGACUUCAGAGAGGGUGGGCAGAGGAAUUGGGUGCAGCUCUUAUCCAACAGUGGGAUUGCGUCGAUCUUGGUUCUGGUUCUCGGGGCAAAAUCGGGAUUGCAGGAGAAAUGCUUGGACUCGGACGACUCGUUUCUUGUUACAUCGCUUGUUGGUGGGGUUAUUGGUCACUACGCUUGUAGCAAUGGCGACACUUGGCCUUCUGAGCUGGGAGUGCUCAGCCUCGAUUGAUUACGACUCUCAAGGUUUGUAUGAUCAGCUCGAUUUUAGCAUUUUGUCGCUUGGGUUAAGCUAGAUUUUUGAAAAGUUCGAUUUUUUUUUUUUGGGACACUUUGUAUGAUCAAUUCGUUUCUUGUUACCUCAUUUUACUGUUAAUAUAUUUCCACAUCAGCAUCUUAGGUA
Messenger RNA from Pyrus x bretschneideri (Chinese white pear), 1938 nucleotides. Its product is annotated as protein PGR-like. Gene Ontology annotation, cellular component: membrane. NCBI's taxonomy places the organism in Eukaryota, Viridiplantae, Streptophyta, Magnoliopsida, Rosales, Rosaceae. The record is from RefSeq and is a predicted model, not a curated record. The transcript has 3 exons. The coding region runs from base 1426 to 1767 and encodes 113 amino acids.